AUGAUCCAGUAUAAAGAAUAUAAAUGCCCAUAUAAGCUCAUGUUGAUUACUCAGCUUUACAAUGCCAAUAUUGAUUCAUAUCUUGAAUUUAUUAAGAAGUGUGCAAAAGGUGGAAUAACUUCACUACAAUUGCGUGAAAAAGAUGCUUCUUCAGAAUUUUUAUUUGAAUUUGGGUGUAGAUUAAAGUCGAUUUUGGCGCCUUUUAAUAUUCCACUUAUAGUUAAUGAUGAUGUUGAGCUUGCAUAUAGGCUUGAUGCAGAUGGAGUGCAUCUUGGUCAUACCGAUGACAAUCCAGAAAAGGCACGAAAGCUACUAGGCUCAAGCAAAAUAAUUGGUCUUUCAAUUGAGUCGCUGGAUGAGUUAGAGAAAAUAAAUGAUCUAGAUAUAGAAGUAACAUAUGUUGCUGCAAGUGCAGUAUUUACAACUCAAACUAAAAGUAAUAUAAAAACCUUAUGGGGAAUAGACGGUUUAAAGAAAAUAGUUGCAUUGUCAAAAUAUCCAGUAGUUGCAGUUGGUGGCAUCAAUCAUAAAAAUAUAGCGCAGGUUAUUAAAACUGGUCUAUCUGGAGUUGCAGUUAUUAGUGCAAUUCAUGAAGCAAGUGAUCCACGGGAAGAAGUGCGACAACUACGUAACAUUAUCAAAGGAGCCUAA
Cinara cedri is the source of this 651-nucleotide messenger RNA. The record is from the annotation of a GenBank genome assembly. Lineage: Eukaryota; Metazoa; Arthropoda; Insecta; Hemiptera; Aphididae.